This is a messenger RNA of Mytilus californianus (California mussel), 1629 nucleotides long. RefSeq lists its product as uncharacterized. Gene Ontology annotation, molecular function: zinc ion binding; ubiquitin-protein transferase activity. The record is from RefSeq and is a predicted model, not a curated record. Bases 121 to 1506 code for a protein of 461 amino acids. Gene Ontology annotation, biological process: positive regulation of DNA-templated transcription. Gene Ontology annotation, cellular component: chromatin; nucleoplasm. Lineage: Eukaryota; Metazoa; Mollusca; Bivalvia; Mytilida; Mytilidae. The transcript has a single exon.
UUUACCAUAUAAGUAUCAAAAUUGUAUCUAAACACACAGGCUAAUAAUUUAUCGCAAUGGAUACGUAAGAAUUGUGUUUGAAACUUAUAUGUAUUUAUAUGUGAAACCAGACAUUUCACAAUGCAAAGACUUGAUUCUCAAGUGUCAUUAUCUUGUGCUGAAUGUGAUACAAGAAAGAAUCUAAAAUAUCGCUGCAUGGAAUGUAAAGUUACAAUAUGUGAAAAAUGUAAGGAUAUUCAUUCUUUUUUUCCAUCAAAUUCAAGUCACACUGUUUUGUCUUUUGAUGACAUCGCUUCAUACAAUUGUACAGAAAAUGAAAUCAAUAAAAUGCCUUGCAAGAAACACGUCACAAAAAAGUAUUCAUUUUUUUGUCAAACGUGCAAAUUCCUGAUUUGUGAAGAUUGCUUUGCUGAGGGCCACUCAUAUCAUAGAAUAAUUGAAAUCGACCAAUUUUUACAAGAGAACUUUAGAACUGAAGACAAAAGUGGAAAGCCAACUUUCAGACGAAUGUCUUCCGAUGAUUCGGAUAUUCUAUUAAAAGAUUGUCCUGAUGAUGAUGGUAGCCUGUCUCCAGUCUGGCAUUCAGCCUGUGCAGGCUCUGUAUUCAUGAGGAGAACAGUCGAAUUCAAAGUCAUUAAAACUUUCAAAACACAUUUACCUGCAAUAAACUGUAUAGAAAUGGUAAAUACAGACGAAGCAUUCAUUUGUCAUUAUGAAGGAGAUAUUUGUAAAAUUAAACUAACACCAACAUUAAUUACCAACAGACUGAGGCAUAUCGAGCAAGUUAGGGGAUUAACACCAGCUGACAUAGCUGUUAAUUCAGUUGGGGAUAUUUAUUUCAUAUGCAAAAUUGACAAAUGCAUAAAACUAGUGAAGAAAAACAAGCACAAUAACAUUCAGGUAUCAUCACUACCGAAACAUUUCACCAUGGAACCUCUGUGUAUUCAUUGUGAGAAAGACAAUAAUCCAAUCAUCUGGGUAGGACUUGCAGAAUUUGGAGCAAAUUUUAAACUAUCAUAUCAUAGCUCUCGUCAAGUAGUUUCCAUAUUAUCCAAUGGAAAUCUACGUAAUAUUUUCGAAUAUACCGAAGAAAAUCAACAACUGUUUACAUUCCCAUGGCGAAUAACAUCAAACCAGGGUAGAAUUUAUGUUAUUGAUAGAAGUAGUGAAUCCACUGGAACGGUUGUAGCACUUAACAAGUAUGGCAAUAUGAAAUGGAGAUACAGUGACCUACAUCCAAGUUUAAGCCAGAAGCCAUUCCUUCCUUCUGAUGUAGUAGUUACAAAAUCCACAAAUAUAAUAGUAUUAGAUUCAGCAAACAAUGCAUUCCAUAUACUUAACAUUGAUGGUAAUCUAAUUUUACAACAAUCACUAGAAGGCUUCGAAAUCAAAUAUCCAUUCAGCAUGAAAUUUGAUGAAUCAAGCAACUUAUGGAUUGGCAGUGGAUCCAACGGUGCUACAGACAACAAUGCUAAACUGUACAAAUUUCAAAUUACAGGAAUUUAAUAAGAAAAAUAAUCAGCUAUUUUUAAGUGAUUAUAGACAAAACAUUUUGUUUUAUUUGCAAAGUUCAGUCUGUACAAAUUUACGGAUUACAUUCAUUACAUUAAAUUGGAAUACAUUGAAAUU